AUGGCGCCGCCGCUGGGUCAAAUUACGUCCGAACUACAAAUUCAAUACCCAAAGAGCAUCUAUUUGUUGCGUGGCAUUCAUGAACUCGUCCGAAUCAACAAGAAUGUUGAAGAACAAGAGAUCAACAAGAAUGUUGAAGAACAAGAGAUCAACAAGAAAGAAAUGGCUUCUAUGACGGUUGCCUUCAAUUGUACCAACGAGGAUUGGAUGGGGAUCUCGUUUGAACAAUUUUUCAGAUGUGUUACGAGGAAACGCGAUGGAGCAACAAAGCACAGCAACAAAGUGUCUGUGCAUUGUUGCUGUGCACAACAAAGUGCACAGCAACAAUCUUCUCGACGCCGUCUUCCUGUGUAUCGAAAUGCUGGCUGUGUACUGAAAAUUAGCGAACAACUCGUGGCUUUCUUCCCUAGAAAUGAAUCAACACGUAAACGUUUGGAGAAAACAAAUCGAUUGUGGGAUUCGUCAUUCAAGCAAACAAUCUCUGUGAAAUCCGGUGGCCCUCUGAUUCGACCUUGU
Messenger RNA from Mesorhabditis belari, 516 nucleotides. The record is from the annotation of a GenBank genome assembly. NCBI's taxonomy places the organism in Eukaryota, Metazoa, Nematoda, Chromadorea, Rhabditida, Rhabditidae.